AUGACUGAUAGCCUGCUCACACCACCAACAUCUCCCUCUCAUGAUACUGAGUCGGAGACAGAGUAUGCAAUCUACUUUCCGGACAGACAUCCGAGCCUGUUCGUAUCAUUCCUCGGAUCCGGACAUCAGGGCGCGGCUAUGCUAGUCCGCUCUGUUCUGAACGGUAAGCUGUACGUCCGCAAGCGGCAGGAUGAGGAUCAUUCAUGCCCGUCCCUUGAAGCCAACAACGAUUUCAAGCGUGCUCUUUGCCACCCUAAUAUCCCCAGGCUGCUCUCCCGCACCUCUCUCGCUGGCUCAAUUGACCGUGCAGGCACCGCCGACCUCUAUUCCUUCUGCAACGGUCGCGACCUCGGACAUCUGAUCGCAGCUGCCCCAGAGCCUCCAGGGCUUCCACCGCUCCUUAUCUACCAUCUGAUUCACACCCUGCUCAGCACCGCAAUCCACAUCCACGCCAACAACAUUGCUCACGGCGACAUCAUUCCCGACAACGUCUUCGUGCACUGGCCCGACCCCUCCAACGACCCUGCAGAGUCAUCACUUGAGUCCUACCUGCCAGAGUUCUUUCUGGGCGAUUUCGGCGUGGCAUAUUCCCUACCACCCAACGCCACCGCGCAGGAACAGCACGUCUUGCGAGAUACUCCCCAAGCAGUCCAGCGUGAUCUGAAGGGGAUUGCUAGCACGGUUGCAUAUGCCAUCAACGGCAAGAACUUCAACGAUCUGACAGUCCAGCCCGAAGCUCGCGAGCGCCUGAGGGACGAGGAUCCAGCGUUGUUACGUGCGUAUGAUACGUUGGUAGACCUGCCUCGCGUGCUGCAACGCUAUGGCGCGUGGCGGACAUGCGACGGAGCUAUGUUCACUCGUAUCGUCGGCGCGUACCUCAAGGAUCUGGAGCGUGCAAUGCAAAGCGAGUUGACUAACAUGGAAUCAGCCGAGGCUCUACUAACGCAGCUCCGCAGCCUCCGCCCCGGAAUCGCCGACGCAGAUCGUGUGCCCUACAUGGUGUCUGAACCAGCACUCCUUACGGAAGCAUGCUUCCAGCCGCCAGGUCCGUGGUCGGUAGCGGAAGUUGAUAACCGCGAGAUCAGCGCGCCUCUCGAGUCAUCAACGGUCCAAGCUGCCCCAUGUCCAGAUGCCAAUACCGCUUUCUACCGCAGCACAUCCGCCACCCCAGCACCUGCAUCAUUCCCUGCUGCCCCUCAUUACGCGAGCAGUUACCCGUCGUCUCAGUCCACGGACGAAGGUGGCACUACUCCGCGACCUCAACGCCAAGGCACAAAGCAUGGCCGUCCAGUGGACGAAGAAGACGAGACCCCUUCCAAGCGCCCUCGACUUCAAGACCAUCGCCUAAUCCGUCAGCUCUACAUCCCCAAAUAUCAUGUCGACAUGCUCUCGCUCGACACGCCAAGUCUUCUGUUACGCCUACAGAAUCACUUUCUUCGGUCUGCUGCCGCAUGGGAGGUGUAUGUGGGCUAUGACUUUGGUCGUCGCAGCGGAGGCUCGGGAGGGGAGUUACAGGGGAUCCACGAGAAGAAGGUGGCUGAAGGGGCGCUAUUGGGGACGACAAAGGAGGACAAGGCAAUCAAACUCUUGCCAACGCUGAUCAAUGAGAAGCUCUUGAGGGAGGCGAAGUUGUUCAAGAAAAAUUCGCAUAAGUUACGCUCGGGUGCUUGCUACCGACACAUGCUUCUGACAAUGAAUAUGCUUUUCGAAACCUCUGCACUGCCAUAUACGUUCCAUAAUGUCUUCCUUGAAUCAAUCUACCGUUGUGCUGGGUGA
Molecule: messenger RNA, 1776 nt
Organism: Cyphellophora attinorum
Lineage: Eukaryota; Fungi; Ascomycota; Eurotiomycetes; Chaetothyriales; Cyphellophoraceae
Exons: 4
Coding region: 1-1776 (591 amino acids)
Biological process (GO): protein phosphorylation
Molecular function (GO): protein kinase activity; ATP binding
Source: RefSeq, a predicted model, not a curated record